This is a messenger RNA of Sturnus vulgaris (Common starling), 3289 nucleotides long. RefSeq names its product GDNF inducible zinc finger protein 1 (gene GZF1). The record is from RefSeq and is a predicted model, not a curated record. Gene Ontology annotation, molecular function: protein binding; RNA polymerase II cis-regulatory region sequence-specific DNA binding; DNA-binding transcription repressor activity, RNA polymerase II-specific. NCBI's taxonomy places the organism in Eukaryota, Metazoa, Chordata, Aves, Passeriformes, Sturnidae. Gene Ontology annotation, cellular component: nucleus; nucleoplasm. Gene Ontology annotation, biological process: regulation of immune system process; regulation of cytokine production; negative regulation of transcription by RNA polymerase II.
GAGCCGGGAAUAAACCGGGGACAAACCGGGAACGGGCCGGGAGCCGGAGAAGAAGGAUGGAAAGCGCCCCCGUGCUGCUGGAAUCCAAGUCCUCCCCCAUCAACCUGCUGAACGAGAUGCAGCAGCUGCGGCUGCUGGGCCACCUGUGCGACGUCACGGUCAGCGUGGAGUACCAGGGCGUGCGCGCCGAGUUCCCGGCGCACAAGGCCGUGCUGGCCGCCACCAGCAAGUUCUUCAAGGAGGUUUUCCUCAACGAGAAGCCCGUGGACGGCCCCCGGAGCAGCGUGUUCCUCAACGAGGUGCAGGUGGCGGAUUUCGCCUCCUUCCUGGAGUUCGUGUACACGGCGCGCGUGGAGGUGGAGGAGGACAGGGUGCAGCGCAUGCUGGAGAUCGCCGAGAAGCUCAAGUGCCUGGACCUCUCCGAGACCUGCUUCCAGCUCAAGAGGCAGAUGCUGGAAUCCGUGCUGCUGGAGCUGCAGAGCUUCUCGGAGUCGCAGAAUUCCGAGGAGGAGAGCGCCGCCGCGCCCGAGCGGGAGCCUCCGGACUCUUCCGCGGGCGUGCCCGGCUGCGGGGAGCCUCCCGAGGCCGCCAAAGCCAAGGAGAAGGCGGACAAGAAGAAGGAGGCGCCGAAGGCUCCUUACGCCAAGAUCCGCAGGGCGAGCGGGCGGCUGGCGGGCAGGAAGGUCUUUGUGGAGAUCCCGAAGAAGAAAUACACGCGGCGGCUGCGCGAGCAGCAGCGGAGCUCCGAGGAGGAGACGCCGCCAGAGGCGGAGCGGGAGGAGCGCUCCGGCACGGCCGAGGGGAGCUCCGCGGAGAAGGAAGACGACAGGAAGCGGCGCGGCGGAGGCGCCGCCGGCGGUGGCGGCGGCGGCGCCUUCAAGUGCGCCACGUGCCAGAAGGAAUUCCUGUACGAGAAGAGCUUCCUGAAGCACGUGCAGCAGAGCCACGGCGGCGCGGCUUCGGCGGCGUCGUCGACGCCCGAGUUCCGCUGCGAGACGUGCGCGCAGACCUUCGCCAACCGCUGCAACCUGCGCAGCCACCAGCGGCACGUGCACAGCAGCGAGCGGCGCUUCCCGUGCGAGCUGUGCGCCAAGCGCUUCAAGCGCGGCAAGGACGUGCGGCGCCACGUGCUGCAGGUGCACGAGGGCGGCGGCGAGCGCCACCAGUGCCCCCAGUGCGGCAAGGGGCUCAGCUCGCGCACGGCGCUGCGCCUGCACGAGAGGACGCACACGGGGCACAAGCCCUACGGCUGCCCCGAGUGCCAGGCCAAGUUCUCGCAGCCCUCCGCGCUCAAGACGCACAUGAGGAUCCACACGGGGGAGAAGCCCUUUGUGUGUGAUGAGUGUGGGGCCCGUUUCACCCAGAACCACAUGCUCAUCUACCACAGGCGCUGCCACACAGGGGAAAGGCCUUUCAUGUGUGAGACCUGUGGGAAGAGCUUUGCCUCCAAGGAAUACUUGAAACACCACAACCGGAUCCACACGGGAUCCAAGCCCUUCAAGUGUGAGGUUUGCUUCCGGACCUUUGCCCAGCGGAAUUCCCUGUACCAGCACAUCAAAGUCCACACAGGGGAGCGGCCCUACUGCUGUGACCAGUGUGGGAAGCAGUUCACGCAGCUGAACGCGCUGCAGCGGCACCACCGCAUCCACACGGGCGAGAAACCCUUCAUGUGCAACGCCUGCGGCCGGACCUUCACCGACAAAUCCACGCUGCGCCGCCACACCUCGAUCCACGACAAAAACACCCCCUGGAAGUCCUUCCUGGUCAUCGUGGAAGGAGCUGCCAAGAACGACCCGGAGGGGCACAAAACGGAGCUUCCCGACGAGGAGUACGAGGUGUCCCCCAAAAUCCCUGAAAAGCUGCUGUCCUUCCCAGAGAACAGCCCCUACCAGAGCCUGGCAGCAGCCCCAGGAAAUGGGAAUUCCAGCACGGACUGUAAGGCCUCUGGAGCACAGGAAGCCCUGCUGGGAGAACUCGGCGUGCUCCACACGCAGACAGACUCUGGGCAGCCCCAGCUCCAUGCCUUGGUGAACAUGGAAUAAUUCGGGAUUGCCUCCUGCUCCCGAGGCUGCACCCCUUGUGCAGUCCUUGGCCUGGUGGUGGGAAGCUGGGAAGGAGUGGAUUUCCGGCUUUCCUCUGGAAAUUCCUUCCCCAGCUCCUGGUUGAGUAGGGUGGCACCACACACCAGGGAAUUUGUGGGAGUUGAUUCCUUGGGAAUUCAGGGGGUGGCUCAGGUACCUCGGUGGUGCAGGUUUGUUUUCCAGGGAAUUCAGUGCCACACGGACAAUCAGGAGAACUGAUGUUCCUCCAUGACAUUCGCUGCGUUUUCCCCAGUGGAAUUUCAUCCAGGAAAAGUCUGGCUAAAUUCGCUUUUCAGGAAUUGUUGGUUUUUCUCUGCUUUUGCCAAAGAGCCCAAAGAGUGGGAGCAGCUUUGGAGUUUCAGUCCAGGAGUUUGGAGUCUCUGAGCAGCAAAAAGGGGCAGGUGGCAGCCAAGUGCUACUUCCUUGGUUUUGCAAUUCCAUGGAAACCGGAGCAGUCUGGCACUUGGAGCCUGUCCUCACCUUUCCAGCUGUUCCAGCUCCCGUGGAAUUAGGCACUUAGGAGACCAAAACAUCUCCUAGAAUAAAGUCUGGGAAAAGGAGCUGUGCUGGAAAAGGCUCAGUUCAGAGGCUUCUCCUGCUCCAUUUUGGUGGACUUGGAUUUGGGGGAUUUCCCCUGGGCAGGGAAGGAGCCUUGGAGUGUUGUCCAGCUGGGCUGACUCCUGGUUUUUUUUUUCACAACAGCAACUCACUGCUAUGACUUAAUGCUUCAAACCUCGGGAUGGGCUUCCCAGUGUAAAAACCUGCAGCUUUUCCCAUUCCUUUUCCCAUUCCUUUGCCUGUUCCUGUAGUAUUCCCACAGCAAUUCCUCAGCUGAAGCUGUGAGCAGAACUUUGGGAAAGGUAAGCACAAUCCAACCUUGGUGAGAUCCAGCAAUAAAGACCCCCCUCCCCCCCCCCAACCUGUGGCACGGAGCUGUUUUUUGGGAUAAAGGGAUGGCAGAGGCGUUCUCACGGAAUUCUAAGGUGGAAAAAAGGGAAUUUUUGUACCAGAGGACAUUUCCAAGAGGUUAUAUUUGAGGUAUUUAUUCCUUCUGGAGCUCAGUUAUUCCCAAUGGAAGGAAAGGGGUUGUAGAUGUAUUUAAAGGCUGAGCACUUGGAUCUGGAGCCAGGGAACGUUUUGUACUCUGGGAACAUACAGAAGUGAGUUCCUUGUUUGAGCUGUUCCUAUUAAAAUACGGAAUAUGGAGA